Nematostella vectensis (starlet sea anemone) is the source of this 1222-nucleotide messenger RNA. Its product is annotated as cilia- and flagella-associated protein 298. The transcript is spliced from 7 exons. The coding region runs from base 100 to 969 and encodes 289 amino acids. The record is from RefSeq and is a predicted model, not a curated record. Gene Ontology annotation, biological process: regulation of cilium movement. NCBI's taxonomy places the organism in Eukaryota, Metazoa, Cnidaria, Anthozoa, Actiniaria, Edwardsiidae.
AGAAACUGGCGCGAUACCUCGUCCGCCAUAUUAGAAUUAGCAUCGAAAGAAAAACAAAGCGAAUUCUACCUUAUUUCUAAUGUUUAUACUCCCAUAAAAAUGGUAAAACUACACAUAAAACGUGGAGAAGAGAGCUUGUUUCUUUACGAGACGACUUGCAGCGUAGAACUGAGCGAGCUGAUUCCAGAACUGGUUCGAAUUUCCAAUGGAAGGUUGAAAAUUGAGCGACUAAAUUACGAAAUUGAAGAGCUAGCCAAGCAUGGCCCUACACUUCCGCCAAACAUGCAGGGGCUCACAGAUGAUCAGAUCUCUGAUCUCCGGCUCAAGGAUGAAUGGGAGGACAAAUGUGUGCCUAGCGGGGGGUACGUGGAGACGACCGAUCCGAUGUCCAGGCGCAAUGGGAGAGCUCCAAAGGAUAAUAUGGCUGAAGUACUGAACAGAACAAGACAGGAAGCUAUGGCCGCUGUUUCAAAAAAUCUUGUAAAGACUGAUAUUUGUCUGACUAUGGAGAAAGUAAAAGAUGCUCUUGACCAGAUGAGAGGGUCUGUUAUGAUAGUCUACCCUAUGGGGCUUCCACCGCAUGACAACAUCACGUUAGAGUUCGACAACCAGGAGGAUUUAUCAGGGAUGCAGGGCUCUCUGCAAGUCUUAGACGAAGGCACUGCCCAGUUGUGGUGGGCAGGUAAAGAGCUUCAGAGAGGGAAAAAGUUACAAGACUUUAUUGGAAAAAAUGAAAAGACAAAGCUCGUAGUCAAACUUCAAAAGAAAGGCCAGGGCGCCCCCGCUAGAGAGCAGGUGUUUAGCGAGGAAGAGAGGAAGCACAUGAUGGCGCAUGCCUAUCGCAAGCAGGAGGAGAUGAAGAAACUUGAAAACGCUGAAGAAGAUGCAUACCUGAACUCUGCUUGGGCUGAUCCUAACUCGCUCAAAAGACAAUUCCAUGGCUUGGGAAACUUUAAAUGGAGACCUUGAAGAAAUGGUGAAACAUUCUCAAAACAAUAACAGAUGGAUAGAAAGAGAGGACUUACAUACAGCGCAAUGCUACAUGAGAUCCAUGUCAACUCUUGAAAUGUAGAGGAUUUGAUAAAUACUUCUAGCUUGAAAACUGGCAGAGAUUAAGCUCGAAGAGAAAAAUGCUGCCUUUAAGAGACGCUUGUAUUACAAAUUUUACUGGAAAAUCUUUUGUAAUUAUUAUCAAUGAAUAAUAAAUUCCUGUGAAAAAAGA